UUCGAUUUGUGGGGGUGAUUUUGGAUAGUAGAAAAACGUUAGGGGUCAAAGCGAAAAUUACCGCAGAAGCCUUAAACCCUAUCUUGGGCAUAAACCCACCCCGUCUUCUAUAUAAUGGCUCAUAGAUGAACCCUAUAAGUUCAGUUCAUACGCCGGAUCUGCUCUUUCUGACCAACAAGAACAUGUCAAAUCCAAAGGUGUUUUUUGACAUACUGAUUGGAAAUGCAAAAGCUGGUAGAAUAGUAUUUAAACUAUUUUCUGAUGUUACUCCAAGAACUGCUGAAAACUUCCGAGCCCUGUGCACUGGAGAGAAAGGCAUCGGAGCCUCAGGGAAACCACUCCAUUACAAAGGCUCAAUCUUCCACCGCAUCAUUCCGGAUUUCAUGUGUCAAGGUGGUGACUUUACAAAGGGGAAUGGAACUGGAGGCGAAUCUAUCUACGGGAUGAAAUUUGCAGAUGAGAACUUCCAAAGGAAGCAUGAUAAACCCGGUCUUCUUUCGAUGGCUAAUGCUGGGAAGAAUACUAAUGGAUCUCAGUUCUUUAUUACCACUGUGAAGACACCAUGGCUCGAUAACAAGCAUGUGGUGUUUGGUGAGGUUAUUGAUGGCUAUAAGGUUGUGGAGGCCAUGGAAAAGGUGGGUUCAGAUAGUGGAAGAACUUCUUCCCCAGUUGUAAUAGAAGAUUGCGGUGAAAUUACUGACGAAGCUGGCUCUAAGUAGGUAAGUAGGUGGAGAAAUAGCCUGAGGUUUAGGGGAAUGAGCAUACAUAUAUAUGAUGGUUCUUUAUUUUUGGUGUUUCAAAUGGAAAAGGCAUAAAUAAAUUCUGGCAGAUUAGUCUUGGUUCUUUGCAGCCAGUCGAACAAUUUGCAAUUAAGAGUAAUCUGAAAAAAUGUGCAGAUCUUUGUAUUCGGGUUAAACAUCAAAGUCAUUCCUUUAUUUUUCUUUGUAGUACUGUUUGUUUAUAAGCACCCAUGUGAGGUGCAUUAUUGUAACCAAGUAUGGAUUUUAGUAUUCCUCGCUGUAGGCACCCCGGAGAAUGAUUCCUUUUCUCUUCAUUGUGCAUUUGGAAGUUCUUUGGAUUUGAAACUAAAACAGAUUAAAUCAUCUGUGUUUGUAAAGGCCUACAGGUGCUUAUGUCAGAAAAGUAACCAUCGGAAGUGUUUGUUCUCUGAUCAAUCUAAAUUGGAAUUUGUGUUGCACAAUGUGUGCUAAGUCAGACUAAUCAUCAGCCAAACCACCAUCUACUUUGGACAAGCAAAUGUUGGUAGCUUCAAAGCAUUUUGAACUUUAAACCACAUUUAGGCCUUCUGAUUUGAUCAUGCUGCAAAGCUCUCUCAAGUUCUCUGUUCUCCUUACCGUGGACUUUCUUGUGGCCAGUGGCAGGGGCAGCAGAUGAGGACCGUCCAACUAACCUGAUGUCAUUCAUAUAGCCUCUUCUCAAUGCAGCUGAAAGCUGAAGUGCAAACUCUGGAGCCUUGUUUGAACUCUGAAAGAUUGGAUUUACAGUCCUUGUGCUUAAGUAGGCUUUUCGAAGACAUUAAAACAAGAGGUUCUAGGAAGUCCAUGUGUAUCUGAGAAUAUUACAAGAUAAGUGAGAACAAAACGAUCAAAAUGAUCAAAUUUACCAAAACUUGAAACCCAAGACCUUACUAGAUGGCGAAGAAGAUGGAAAUAUUUUGAGGUAGUAGUUACAUGACCUACUUGCCGAUGGUAUUCCUGAGUGUUUUUCAGGAACUUCACCCAUCUUUGGGAUGAUGCCGGGGUGGUCAUCACUCAUCUGCAAAGGUGAUACUAGUAAAAACCAUGAAAAUAAUGGCAGUAACAGUUUGGAACAUAAACAAAGUGUCAGGGAAGUUCUUCAGAAGUGUCCCUAUAAAAAUUUAUUCCCAGGGCGAGAACUGUAUGCAAUGAGAUAAUAGUCUGCCAGUCAGUGGUAGGGGAGAUCAAGCUAUAAAAUCAGAGUAAUUCAAACAUAUACAACGAGAGAGAAGGCUUCUGCAGAACAUCUGCCUCACUGAGUCUACCUCUUUGUGGCAUCCCCAUCACUCAGAACCCCAAAGAUCUGCCAACUUAUCUAACACGGCCUUUACUCUGGGAAUCAAAGUUUUUGCAUAUUAUUUCAUGUACCAAAGUAAGUACUCACAAAUUUAAAACUACAGCUCUUUUUUCCCAACCAAUCAUUUCAAUAAGAAUCAACUUGGUUUACUGAGUAGGGAGGAGUGUAUGAUCACACAAGUAUUCUAUCAAGGAUUUUCAUAUAACAGCAAUCAAUAAAAACAUUAUUCACUACCAUCAUCCUGGAGCAUGUCUCUUUCUGAUUGAUACCAAUCACAAAGUUUUGCCAUAGAUCAAAAGUGAUAAUAUUACAUAACAAAGAAAUGAUAUCUGAAUAUCAUCUUUAAGAUUGAUUAUGUUCAUCUAGUAAACAAUGGGAAAGGAUUCUUUUACAAUAUGGCUAACUCAAAACUGAUUACAUCUCAGAAGAUUAUCCUAUGAUACUAAAUGACAUCCCUUUUUGUAUCUUUUAAGAGGUUAGCUUGAACCAUCCUCCCCAGGCAUCAAACAUCCAGCAUAUUUCUUGUAUUGAAGAGCAGUGACAUGUUGCAUUAACCAGCUUCUAGCGACUGUUAAUAAGACAGAAGCCAACCAUCUUGCAAGGGAAUUGAGAAAGAUCCAAAAAAAUCCGAAUUUUUUAAUCCCAUUCUUCAUCACUAAUCUGGUCAUCAUAAUCAUCCCUUGGCGGCCUAACCACCAUAAGUACAGAACCUAAACUCUCCUUGACACUGCUUUCCUUUAAUGCCGAUCCUUUUUCCACCUUUAAACCCUCCUCAGCGUUACCAUUACCACCACCUACAACCAAAUAAAACCCAUCAUCCGCCACCACCUCUUUCGAUCCCCUGUCUGUCACCACCAAAAGGGGCUCAUUUUGAUUCCACUUGCUCGCUUUCCAUGGCAAAACCUUGGAAUCCUUAAAUGCCACAGCUACCCCGCCUCUAUUUAGACCCGCCACUGGCUCCCAUCUUGGUAGCACCACCCAACUCUUCCAUCCUUUCUCUGCCUCCACAACUCCAAAAUCCCCUUUGCUUCCGCACUCCCACGGUGCAUCCUCCACCUCAACUGUCCCACCCUCAGCUCUGCAUACUGGCAGAACCGCUACAGAAGUAGCUUCAGCAACCUCUCCAAUCUUCAUCCUCACGACAGGCACCUUCACUGCUGACACUGCAAGUCCAUCAGUGCCCGCAUCAUCAUCUUUUCCUUCCAAUUCUUCCAAUACCUUUUUACGGGCAGUUUCGGAUUCUAGCGCGUUCAGGGCUUUCUCCAAUGAAGCCCUCCACAAUUCCAAGUCGUUAGUAGCUUUAUGUUCGUGAGCCAACCUAUAAUACAUAUAACCCAAACAAUCCCCAGGAAGUUCAUCAUCGAAACUAUCCCAUCCCUUUUCCCCUUUCCUACGAGGCUUAUCCUUCAUAGUUCUAGCCAAUUCCUGGGUCAUUUUAGCAUCAAAUUCAUUGGCCACCAAAUACUUAGCAGCGGCAGCCCGCUGGGAGGCACUCAGAAGUCUAAUUUCAUACAAAAUUUCAGCCCCAGUGACAUCAAAGGAGGAUAUAAUAUCAUCAUCAACACCAGACUCAAUUAAGGAUUCACGAACCUGAGACGCCACGACGUAGCAGUUCUGCUGCACCCCGGUGAUUCCAGUGAUUUCUUCGAUGAUUGAAGGGGUGAAUCCAUCCUGAACCAAGUCGGGAAUCAAAGGGGCAAACUCAAACCAAAGACCAAGACGGUCAGUGAGGAUUUCAAGUUUGCCAUUGAUAUCGAGAUCACGAAAUUUAAGAGGAAGUGGGGAAGGCGGAGGCCUAAAGGGCUGGUAAAGCUGCCUCUGUUGAGAAGAGGAGGAGGAAGAUGAGGAAGGGGGGAGAAUCAGGUCCUGAACUGAAACGGGUUUUGGGUUAGGAUAUGAAGAACCGUUGGGGAGAAUUAAGGCUGAAAUUGAGUGGGAUUUUGAGUGAUGGGGAGGGAGAGGUUUGUGGAGAUGGAACAGGGGAUGGGAAGGGAGAAAUGGGGUGGAAAGGAAAUGGGUUUUGGGGGUGUUCAUGGUGUACAUGGUGGAAGACAGCAUUUUUGCUGUAAAGCUUGGUUUUGGGAGCUCUGGGUUGAAGGAGGAGGGGAAGUGAUUGAAUUGAACAACCUUAUCCUCUGUUCUUCUUCAUGGCAGCUGAGGAGGAAAGGGGGAAGAAGAUAUUUGCUUUUUGAUAUUU
This is a messenger RNA of Oldenlandia corymbosa var. corymbosa, 4252 nucleotides long. The record is from the annotation of a GenBank genome assembly. Lineage: Eukaryota; Viridiplantae; Streptophyta; Magnoliopsida; Gentianales; Rubiaceae.